Ceratotherium simum simum (southern white rhinoceros) is the source of this 1085-nucleotide messenger RNA. It is a transcript of the gene HSPB7, whose product is annotated as heat shock protein family B (small) member 7. Gene Ontology annotation, cellular component: nucleus; cytoplasm. Gene Ontology annotation, biological process: heart development. NCBI's taxonomy places the organism in Eukaryota, Metazoa, Chordata, Mammalia, Perissodactyla, Rhinocerotidae. The record is from RefSeq and is a predicted model, not a curated record.
AGCUGGUAGACAAGAGGCUGGCCCCGAGCCCAGGGAUGGCCAGGCCUUAUAAAGCACCGGCAGUCGGGGCCCGGCACGCUCCCCCGGAGCCUGCGCCCGCACCCUCUCCUGUCCACCCUGCCCGCCCGGCCGGGGCCCGGCCGCCCGCCCGUGGAUGAGCCACAGGACCUCCUCCACCUUCAGAGCGGAGAGAAGCUUCCAUUCCUCCUCAUCCUCCUCGGCCUCGGCCUCCUCAGCCUCCCACGCCCUCCCGGCCCAGGACCCGCCCAUGGAGAAGGCCUUGAGCAUGUUCUCUGAGGAUUUCGGCAGCUUCAUGCGGCCCCGCUCGGAGCCCCUGGCCUUCCCAGCCCGUUCCGGGGGGCCAGGCAACAUCAAGACCCUCGGAGACGCCUAUGAGUUUGCAGUGGAUGUGAGCGACUUCUCACCGGAGGACAUCAUCGUCACCACCUCCAACAACCACAUCGAGGUGCGGGCUGAGAAGCUGGCAGCUGACGGCACGGUUAUGAACACCUUCGCUCACAAGUGCCAGCUGCCGGAGGAUGUGGACCCCACAUCAGUGACCUCAGCUCUGAGGGAGGAUGGCAGCCUCACCAUCCGGGCGCGACGCCACCCACACACAGAGCACGUCCAGCAGACCUUCCGGACAGAGAUAAAAAUCUGAGGGCCUCCCCUUCCCCACCCUCCCCCACCCUGUCCUCCCUGGCCUGCCAGAGAAGCUUUCCUAACCCCCUCAUGACAGCCUCCAGGACAUCUCAGCCCAGGCUCCAGGCCCUGACACCCCCCAGACCCCAGGUGGGUCAUCCCCCACAACUAAGGCCUUCUGCUUUGCCCAAGGCAGGCCAGGGACCCCCCCUUGCCCCACCCAUGGCCCCCAGAUUACAGAUGUGGCCUCUUUCAGUUAAUCCAGAAUAAAGGGAUUGGGAUGGGGAAAGGGCAAUCCCAGAGAAGCCACUUUGGGGAAGGGGGAUUGGAACAGCAGGAUCUCUGGGCAAAUAAUCUGCCGGACAGACAGAUGGGCAAAUCCUUUGAUCUAUGGAGUCUCUGCAGGGCAGGGGGACCCGUGACCCCUUGGCGAAGGGGCGCAG